This is a messenger RNA of Manis pentadactyla (Chinese pangolin), 954 nucleotides long. RefSeq names its product olfactory receptor 8K3-like. Gene Ontology annotation, molecular function: odorant binding; olfactory receptor activity; G protein-coupled receptor activity. The coding region runs from base 13 to 954 and encodes 313 amino acids. Lineage: Eukaryota; Metazoa; Chordata; Mammalia; Pholidota; Manidae. Gene Ontology annotation, cellular component: membrane. Gene Ontology annotation, biological process: sensory perception of smell; G protein-coupled receptor signaling pathway. The record is from RefSeq and is a predicted model, not a curated record. The transcript has a single exon.
CAAUGAGACUGGAUGAAAAAACUCAAUCUAACAGUGCUGGACGAGUUCAUCCUCCUGGGGAUCACAGACCGCCCUGAGCUGCAGGCCCCCUUAUUUGGGCUCUUCCUCACCAUCUAUGCAAUCUCAGUGCUGGGCAACUUGGGCCUGAUCAUCCUCACCAAGGUGGACCCCAGGCUCCAGACUCCCAUGUACUUCUUCCUCAGACACCUGGCUCUCACUGACCUCGGUUAUUCAACAGCUGUGGCACCCAAAAUGUUGGUAAAUUUUCUAGCUAAUCAUCACACAAUUCCCUAUAACUGGUGUGCUGCACAGUUAGCUUUCCUCAAUAUGUUCAUCAUUAAUGAACUAUUCAUUCUGUCGGCAAUGGCCUAUGAUCGCUACGUGGCCAUCUGUAACCCUCUGCUCUACAUGGUCAUCAUGUCACAAAGAGUAUGCUGGGUGCUUGUAGUGGUCCCCCACCUCUUUAGCACAUUCGAUUCUCUUCUAGUCACUGUAAAGAUUUUUAUUUCAUCCUUCUGUGGCUAUAAUGUCAUUAAUCACUUCUACUGUGACAGUCUCCCCUUGUUAACUUUGCUGUGCUCAAGCACACGGGAAAUUGAGUUGAUAAUACUGAUCAUUUCAGCAUUUAACUUGGUUUCAUCUCUUCUGAUAGUCCUCGUGUCCUACACACUGAUCCUUUUGGCUGUCCUCAGGAUGCACUCCGCAGAGGGCAGGCACAAGGCCUUCUCCACCUGUGGGUCCCACCUGAUGGUGGUAGUGAUAUUUUACGCGACUCUGUCCUUCAUGUACGUGCAGCCCAAAUCCAGUCAUUCCUUUGACACUGAUAAAAUGGCCUCUGUAUUUUACACCUUGAUAAUACCUAUGCUGAACCCCAUGAUCUACAGCUUUAGGAACAAAGAGGUAAAAGGGGCUGUGCGUAGGAUAUGGAAAAAUCUGUGCAAAAUCCCCAUAUAA